Messenger RNA from Aureobasidium pullulans EXF-150, 1929 nucleotides. RefSeq lists its product as uncharacterized. Bases 1 to 1929 code for a protein of 642 amino acids. The transcript has 3 exons. The record is from RefSeq and is a predicted model, not a curated record. Lineage: Eukaryota; Fungi; Ascomycota; Dothideomycetes; Dothideales; Saccotheciaceae.
AUGUCGUUCUGUGGUGUGUUUCCAUUCGCCACGAGACCUCGAGGCAUUCGAGAGUCGAGCGAGACAGGUCUGAUAAUGUCGUAUCAUCCUAUGUUCGACCGAGAGCAUGAUCUCUGCCAGCACAGUCGGGAUUGGGGAUGGAGUUUCGAAGAGUUUGAUGAGUUUAGCUUCGUGAGGCAAGUGGAGUUGGAAAAGGAUACCGACAUGCAGUCCGACGAUACCAGCAGUCAUCUGUCAUUGACGACUGGUUCUCUUCUCCGCUUGGUCACAGAACACAAUGCUGCCACAGGCAUUAUCACCUCCCAAAAGACGCUAGCGUCCGCACAGACCCCCAUCUUGAGGCCUCGAGGACCAUCUCUGAACAACCAUACAUCAUUCUCCUCUUUGGCAGCAGGCACUGUUCCAUCGAGUCCUUGUACCCAAUCCUCGACCUCUCUCCUCGACCUCUAUCUCCUGCAAGCUUCUUCCUGCUUCAACGCAGGUAACGAGAUCACCCUGCCCUCGUCCGCAGUCAUGGACGGUCAACCACCCAAAGACAAGGGUGUAGGACACUUAAAUGGCUCCACCACUCUCAAUGCCCUUGAAGACCUCGUUGAGGCAUAUGCUGCGUCCGAGCAUUCCGACGAUUCUCACGCGUUCAUUCACGCAGGAGAUCUUAACCGCCAGUCGUACAUCGAUGCACGCCUAGAAGACGCUGCUGCUCUAGCCCCAGCAAGCACUCCCGGGCCCGCACCCUCCUUGCUGCCCCCCAUGCCGGCAUGUCGCCCGGCUCCGUUCCGUGGAGAGCUCCUCGACGAGAGCGAGGUGGGGGUGCCCACUCCUCCCACCCGCAUCCUCGACCAUGCUGGUACCGGCGGUCUCACGCGUCACAAGCCUGAUCUCUGGGGAGCUGUAGACCAUGAGUUUUCCUGCUGUCCGUCAGGCAAGCGCAACGACGACGGAUCGGCCGAUGUAGAGCUCCAGAACCUAACCCAUGGCCGCAUCUUGGACGUACCCUCCUUCCCCUACCCCGUUUCCAACUUCCUGUCCAGCCUCAAUUCUGGUGUUUUCGAGUCCGAGGAGUCUGACGCUGGCUCGACUACUGCACAGAGGCAGUCAGACGACGUAGUCGCUGCCCUCGGCGAAGUAAGCACCUUCAAGAUCCGCGACGACGACCCGGUCAAUUACAGCUUGUUUCCCCGGGCUGAAUUCACUCCUCACUUCGACCCUCAGCAGUUGAGAUCUCGUGCCUGCAGUCGUGCUGCUGAAACUCCCAGCAGACUCUCACGACCCUACGACAGUCACGCUAUGGAGCCCAAUCAGCGCCCCGUCGCCCCUCUAGGCCACAGAUCUCGCCAUCCCAACUACAAGGGACCCUCUGUUGCCACUCUGCCUAAAGGCAAAAACAUAUUGAGAUCUGAAGAACGUCCAGUGAGCGUCGCCGAAAACAACCCCUCGAAGUCAGACGUUAGUUAUCCGAGCGACCGUAUCUUGACUCCCUACAAGAGCUACAUCCAACUCGCCGACCCUUCUGCUCAGCAAGACGAUAUCACUCCUGCACUCCCAGCAAGCGUUCACACCAAACCCAGCACUGCUUCAAUGGCCACCACUGUCCCUAUCGAAAACUCGGGGUACGACAACAACCAAGAUCUCGCCUUGAAAAGACAAAACAAGCAGUCUCCACGUGUACUUGAGGCCAGCGGCUCGCACAGUCUCAUCAACGACACCGCUUGGCUCAAGAGGGACACCUACGGAAAGCGCAGAUCGUGGGCUCUCUUUGUCGUCUGCACCAUAUGUCCACCCAUCCUGCUCUUAUAUGGCUUUGGCGGCUUCGACAAGUACAUGGUACACAUUGCCAAUACCCACGCUCAACCCACCAGAUACCAAAAGAAGUGCGCAAUUUUCCUCAGUCUCGCCGAGGUCCUUUUCAUCGCACUCCUGACAGCUUAG